This is a messenger RNA of Octopus sinensis (East Asian common octopus), 1338 nucleotides long. Its product is annotated as neuromedin-U receptor 2-like. Gene Ontology annotation, cellular component: membrane. Gene Ontology annotation, biological process: neuropeptide signaling pathway. The annotation marks the transcript as partial. The transcript has 2 exons. Gene Ontology annotation, molecular function: neuropeptide receptor activity. The record is from RefSeq and is a predicted model, not a curated record. Lineage: Eukaryota; Metazoa; Mollusca; Cephalopoda; Octopoda; Octopodidae.
UACAUUUUGAACUUCAAACAAAAAAUUCGAUAAGUUUGGAAUUCCUCGCUUAAGAUGUCAGAUGGAAUGAAAUCCAAAUUUCUUUAUUGUCUCCGGAUACUAAAAACAGUGUUUCUGACAGAGUGAUAAUCACUAUAACAACAGAAGCUAAAAUGUAAGGAGCCACACCGCUCACUAGUCUAGAAGAAGCUGCUGUCCUUCUCAAUAAAAUAUAAUAGACGUUUAUGUCAACUAAAAGACUGUCUUGGAAGUUUCGGAAGAUAUUUCGAGAAGUUGGAACAAAAGGAGAUGACCAACACACCCAACAAAACCGAAUGUGAUAUUCUUAUAGAAUACAUGAAUUCUAGAAUGACGGACGUUUAUUUUCCAGUACUAGUAUAUCUUGGAAUUACUAUGGUACUUGGAACAACUGGAAAUGUCGUCGUAGCAUAUGUAUAUUUUUAUAAAUUUUCUGAGACAGCGACACAUCUGCUCAUUGUAGCACUUUCUGUGUGUGAUUUUGUAACUUGCGUAGUAUGUAUUCCUCUGGAAUUUGUUAUGCUACAUUUAUCGUUCACCUUCCGCAGCGAUGUUAUGUGCCGCUUCAUAGGUGCUAUUGUGGCUCUAGUAGUGAUCAAUUCAGGUCUGAUUGUAACCAUUAUAGCAGUCGAUAGGUAUAGACUUAUAUGUCAACCUUUAAAACCAAAAUUUACUGUCAAGGAUUCAAAGAAACUUAUAGCAUUAUCAAUAAUCACGUCUUUCAUUUUAUGUUUACCGGCAGCUUUUGUGUACAGCAAACAAAACAGAAUGGUCAAAGAAUGUGGAAAUAUUGGAGAAGUGUGUUCCCUUGUGGCCUAUUUAAAAGGCAAUGCAUAUCCUUUAAUCUAUUAUGUGUUUAUAGCGGUCGUUUGCUCUAGUUUCUUUAUUUUGAUCAUGACUCUAUACGGUUUAAUUGGAAUGCGUAUUAGAAGUCUUUACGUAAGACAGAAAAAGAGAGCAAUUCAAUUACUUGAACAUUCACAAGUUCUUACUACUUCCCUGAAUACAUCGAAUAAUAGUAAACCUUUCGAAAUACCUAAAAUAAAAGUUAAUUCGAGAAAGCAAACAAUACGGCCAACUAGGACCAAUGUAAUUUUGUUCAUCAUCACUAUACUCUGGAUUAUCAGUUAUUUCCCACAUCUCGUUGGAGUAUUCUGGAGGUUGUUUAUUGAAGAUUUCGAUAACGUUGCAAGUUAUAAAGACCAAAGACUUUACCAUUUUUUGACAUUUUCUUAUUAUAUUAACUGUGCUAUUAAUCCAUAUAUUUAUGGACUUUUAAGUGAACAAUUUCGUAUUGAAUUAAGAGAGUCAAUUAGUAAU